AUGUGCUUCGGCUCCUCCAAACAACCCUCCCACACCUCCCAACCUCCUAGACCAGUCGCCUACAACCCCAACCCCAACUACCAACAACAACAACAGCAAGGACGGUACUACCACUCCGCACCCAACGCCUACACACAACAAAGUCAAAGUCCACACAACGCAUGGCAGAACGACGCAGGCCGCAGGAAGAAGAACCCGAAGGGGAGGAAGUGGGGGACUGUUGGGCAUGGCGGAGAUGGGGGCUCCGGGUUUGGUUCGGGCGCUGAUGGGGGAGGAUGUGGAGGUGGAGAUGGAGGGGGAGGAGGGGGAGGAGGAGGAGGAGGAGGAGGAGGAGGAGGAGAUGGUGGUGGUAGUUAGGGGGCUAGCUUUGGGUUUCUUUUUUUCUGUUUAUGUGUUUUGUUUAUUGUAUAGUCUUAUUUGGGAUGGUGGGCUUGUGAAGUUUAGGGUUGAUGUUAUUUGGGUUUAGGGUUUUAUAUGGUUAAUAUGUUUAGGGAUGUUGAUGAUGGCUGGGGGAUUAAGAAAUAGUCUUAUUCAUUUGAAAGAAUAUGUCUUUCAUGAAGAAACAGGUUUAAAUAUUAAACCCAAGACUAGUAUAGUAUGUAUUGUAUGUA
Molecule: messenger RNA, 611 nt
Organism: Aspergillus campestris IBT 28561
Lineage: Eukaryota; Fungi; Ascomycota; Eurotiomycetes; Eurotiales; Aspergillaceae
Source: the annotation of a RefSeq genome assembly